AUUGAUAGAUAGAAAAUACAAACACGGUUUGAUCCAAAAAUAAAAAUAUUUUUAAAUUUAAUACACGUCACGAGCUGAUAAUGGACAAUUAAUAGUUUCAACAAAUAAACUAGGGUCAGAGUUGUUAUGAAUGUUAUGAUAGAAUAACCACAUCCAAUCACAGUCAAUUAGUCCAGCGUACGACGAACAUCACCACUUGUAAACACAAACAUGUUGCGAAUAACCGGCAGAAGGAUUCUAAAAACGAAAAAAAUACCGAAACUCCAAAUACACAAAUACACCACCGAAAAUCAACUCCCUAACCAAGCCGAUGUUGUUGUAAUUGGUGGUGGUGUGGCCGGUUGUAGCCUUCUCUACCACUUGUCCAAAAGAGGUAUUAAGGCUGUUUUGCUCGAAAAAGCCAAAAUAACAAGUGGAACCACUUGGCAUACAAGCGCCUUAUGUUGGAGACUAAGACCCAGUGAUGUUGACAUAAAAUUGUUGGAAUCAACGAGGAAACUUCUCAUAGAUUUGGAAAAAGAAACGGGACUUAAUACGGGGUGGAUUAAUAAUGGGGGACUCUUCAUUGCCAAAACAGAGGAAAGAAUCCAAGAAUAUAAACGCCUUCACACAUUUGGACACUUUUUCAACAUCGAAAGCCAUAUAAUCUCCUCCAAUGAAGCAUCUAAACUCUCACCUAUGCUUGAUCCAAACAAGUUCAAAGGAGCUCUUUAUUCUCCAGGAGACGGAUUUACUGACCCAUCUAUGUACUGUGCAGCUCUCAUAAAAGGCGCAACAACAAAUGGGGGCCAAGUAAUUGAAAAUUGCCCAGUCAACAAUAUCUUAACCGAUUCAACUUCGGGUGUGAGAAAAAUUACAGGAGUUGAAACAUCAAAAGGUAACAUCAAAACAAGUUGUGUGGUGAAUGCUGGAGGGGUUUGGGCAAAAAACAUUGCUGAUCUAGUGGGUCUGGAUGUACCAAUAGUACCCAUGAAACAUUCAUAUAUUGUCACUGAAAGUAUACCAGAAGUGAAAAACACGCCCAAUAUUCGGGACCAUGAUGGGUCUAUAUAUCUCAGAAUUCAAGGAGACAGUGUCAAUCUAGGAGGCUACGAAAACAAUCCGGAAAUAAUCAAAGACAUGCCUUCCGAUUUCCAAUUCAGUUUGUUCGAAUUGGAUAAAAGUUUAUUUGAAGUUCAUUUAAAGAGUGCCAUGGAUAUAGCCCCAGUUUUUGGGAAUAUAGGGAUCAAGUCGGAUGUUUGUGGGGCUGAAGCCUUCACACCUGACCAUAAACCGAUUUUGGGCGAGGAUCCAAGACUUGCUGGUUAUUUCUAUUCUUGUGGUUACAAUUCUUUGGGGAUAAAUCUGAGUGGAGGUUGUGCAGAACAGUUGGCAAUAUGGAUUGCUAAAGGUCGUCCAGAAGAGCCGAUGUUUACCUAUGAUAUAAGAAGAUUUACACCCAAUCAACGAUCGGAUCGAGCUUGGGUCACGGAAACUAGUCAAGAAUGUUAUGCGAAAAAUUAUAGUAUUGUUUUUCCUCAUGAUCAACCUUUAGCUGGCAGAAAUCAUAAAAUUGGACCAUUUCAUGAGGCUUUAGUGGCCAGUGGUGCCGUAAUGGAACAAGCCCAAGGUUGGGAGCGGCCCGGGUACUUCGUUAAAGACAGGACAGCCCCUGUGCGGGGUUACGACUGGUACGGCUACUACGACCACGUCGACAAUCCCGACAAAAGAUAUGAACAAGAGUUGGAAGGAGAGUACACUUUUGGCUUUUCCAAACAUCACGACUUGAUUGGAGAAGAAGCCAACGCGGCAAGAAACAAUGUUGCACUUUUCGACCUCUCCUACUUCACCAAAAUGUACUUAACAGGUCCUGAUGCUGAAAAAGCCGCCGACUGGAUUUUUACUGCCGACACUGACAAAGAACCAGGACGAGUCGUCUACACUUGCUCUCUGAACAGUAAAGGAGGGGUUGAAGCCGAUGUCACAGUCACAGCGUUAGAAGAAGGCGUCGGUACUCUCGUUGGCCCUAUUUUAAAGGGCAAAGGGUACUACAUCGUCGCUGGGGGCGCGUCCGGUUAUCAAACAGUGUCCCACUUUAAAAAAGAAAUAACCAAAAAGAAUUUCAAAGCGCUCAUUAGUGAUAUUACCGAUAAAUUAGGUGUACUUUCAAUCCAAGGACCCAAAAGUCGAGAACUUUUGCAAUCAAUCACCGAAACUCCAAUCACCGACGAAAAGUUUCCUCCGGGGAUGUCGCACAUUAUUCAAGUCAAUGGUCACGUCUGUCGUGCGAUGAGAGUCAGUUUUAUUGGUGAAUUAGGUUACGAAUUGCACAUUCCUGUGGCGUCUUGUGUCGCCGUUUUCAAUAAAGUGGUCGACGCUGGUCGAGGUUUCGAUUUAAAACAUGCCGGUUUUCGCGCUUUGUACUCUCUUAGUCUCGAAAAGGGUUACCAUUUGUGGAACCACGAUCUUAGGAUUGAUGACAAUCCAGUCGAAGCGAAUUUGCAAGGGAUCUGUCGUAAAGAUGGGCAGUAUUUGGGUAAACAACAUGUACAAAAAAUGAAAGAAGAUGGAGUGAAGAAAAGAAGGGUUUUCUUUACAUUGGAGGAUCAGGUUGCUCUUUACGGAUUGGAGACUAUAUGGAGAGAUGAUACUAUUGUGGGGUAUUUGAGAAGGGGAGAUUAUGGGUAUAACCUUGACUGUAGUAUUGGAAUUGGAUACAUUGAACAUCCGAAAGGGCAAGUGGUUACCGAUGAGUUUUUGAAAAGUGGGAAUUAUCAAAUUGAAGUUUUGGAUAAGAGGUAUCCAGCGACUGUGUUUUUGAAGAGUCCUUUCGAUCCGAAAAGUCAGAGAUUGUUAGGACAGUAUGACCAGCAGUUCGAGGAACAGUCGCAUUUCGAAGAUUGAUAUUUCAGGCUUUUUGUUAAUGUUAAAUGAUUUUUAAUUUUAAAAAUAGACAUUUUUUUAUAAUUUA
Molecule: messenger RNA, 2950 nt
Organism: Tribolium madens (black flour beetle)
Lineage: Eukaryota; Metazoa; Arthropoda; Insecta; Coleoptera; Tenebrionidae
Product: sarcosine dehydrogenase, mitochondrial
Exons: 7
Coding region: 211-2883 (890 amino acids)
Cellular component (GO): mitochondrial matrix; mitochondrion; cytoplasm
Molecular function (GO): sarcosine dehydrogenase activity; protein binding
Source: RefSeq, a predicted model, not a curated record